CUCUGCUGACCUUGCCUUUUACCACUGGGGCUUUGUCCUUAUACACGCGUUUAGUGCCUAUUCUCCCACCUGCGAUGGACAGACCAGUGAUAUAUGCUGAUUUAAACUUAUUCAGGAACUCGGGCCCUGAAAGUUCUUCACCUCGUUCUCUUCCUCGGGAUGUCUGUCAGGGUCCGACUUGGCACCCAUUUGCUCUGAAACUUGGCUGUGCUGGGAUUAUUUUUCUUGUCUUGUGUGUGAUUGGGCUGAGCGUUUCAGUGAUACCCUUAAUUAAAAAAUCAUCAAUAGAAAAUUGCAGUGUGAUUAUUCAAGAGAACAGAAAUAAAACAACAGAGAAACCGAGUCAGUUCAAGUGCCCAAUGAAUUGGCAACAAGUCCGAGAGAAAUGCUUAAUUUUUGAGACAAAUGUCAGCUCUUGGAAUAAUAGUCGAACUGACUGUUCCAGAAAAGAUUCCACUUUGCUGCUUAUUCAAGAUCAGGAAGAACUGAAACUCAUACAGAACAAGAUAAGUGACGUGGGAAUUCUAUAUUGGAUUGGAUUACGUUUUACAGAGAAGAACUGGAAGUGGAUAAAUGACUCUUUUUUACAUUCUAAUACAAUACAAGUUUUUGGUGAUGCUGAUGAAAACAGCUGUGCCUAUAUCUCAAAGACAGAACUUACUUCCGAGGACUGCGGUGCAGAAAAUAAAUGGAUCUGCCAAAUAAAGAAGUAAAACCUGU
Messenger RNA from Tupaia belangeri chinensis (Chinese tree shrew), 720 nucleotides. It is a transcript of the gene KLRB1, whose product is annotated as killer cell lectin like receptor B1. NCBI's taxonomy places the organism in Eukaryota, Metazoa, Chordata, Mammalia, Scandentia, Tupaiidae. Gene Ontology annotation, molecular function: signaling receptor activity. The transcript has 6 exons. The record is from RefSeq and is a predicted model, not a curated record. Bases 75 to 713 code for a protein of 212 amino acids. Gene Ontology annotation, biological process: regulation of natural killer cell mediated cytotoxicity. Gene Ontology annotation, cellular component: plasma membrane; cell surface.